Platichthys flesus (European flounder) is the source of this 1710-nucleotide messenger RNA. RefSeq lists its product as uncharacterized. The record is from RefSeq and is a predicted model, not a curated record. The transcript is spliced from 3 exons. Gene Ontology annotation, molecular function: metal ion binding; nucleic acid binding; hydrolase activity. Lineage: Eukaryota; Metazoa; Chordata; Actinopteri; Pleuronectiformes; Pleuronectidae. The coding region runs from base 168 to 1061 and encodes 297 amino acids.
GCAGACGGUGUUUGAGAACACGCCCACUUUCAUACACGGCUGAAAUAUAAAAAUGUGACUUCCUCCUUCAGCUCUGUAGAUCUCUGGUCUUGUUUCCACUGCUGUUUGAACAGAAGAUCUCUGAAUUUCAGGAAAUCUGAGCUGUGCGUUCAGUGGUGGUGUUGAAGAUGCCGUUCCUCCUGCCGCUCCUUGCCCUCCUCCUCCUGUCCGCCGCUCCCACAGUAACUGAAGUUGUGACAGCGAUGACGGCCUGUGACCAAUACUUUCUUAACCAGGCUCCACCACAGAUCGGGGGAAUCUUGGUGGGAGGGAACAUCCUGGACCAGAACAGAUACAAGACCAUUUGCCAGACCUUGAAGAACUUGAGAACAUUUGUGACACUCUACGACACCACCAACAAGAUCCCAGUGUUCUCUGCUUACAGGUACACUGGGACAACAGCAGGGAGACGUACAAAGUGGAAGAUAGAGCCACAGCUUGAGCAAAUAAAUGCGCAGAACCAAAACAUGAAGUCGGAACAGAGAGGGAAGAGCUACAUUCAUCAGGCCGUUAAUACUGAUUACGUUAACACCCUAGGAUUCAACAGAGGGCAUUUAUUACCAUGCUCCUAUGGUUUUAACCAAAAUGACAAAUUUUCGACCUUUACCCUGACCAACAUUGUUCCUCAAGUAAUAUCAUUUAAUUCGGGUAGCUGGAGUAGUAUGGAGACCUGUGUUCAAUGUGUCCUUGAUACAUACUGCAAGGACGCAAAUGGCAGAACUGAAGGCUUUGUGGUGAUCGGAGCACGGCCUGGCAACAACCUCCUCAACAGCAAGGUUAAUAUUCCCUCCAUGCUCUGGUCAGCUUUCUGCUGCUACAGCAGCAGUCAGGGGGCGUGGUUAGCAAGUGCACACUGGGGUGACAACAUUCCUAAUGGAGGUCCAAAGCUUCAGACCAAGACCUUGGACCAGCUCCAUCAAGAACUGGGAGCACCUUCUGAAGUAUUCCCUGGAACACACUGUCCACUCCACACCACUGUCACCAACCUUUACCCUAAACUCAGUAAGGCCUGUAAGUGCUAAUGACCCGUUUCAACAUCUGUAUCUCCAUAACCUGGUCCUCUUACUACCACAUCUGGCCCUGGCACUACCACAUACCUGAGUAACAACAAGAAGGGGUUUUGGGCCCAUAAAAAUAAAAGAUCAUUAACCUAAUCAAGCAGUGAAGAAACAACGACCACUAACUUUUCUGUGUUACUAACAUAUAAGAGAAACUUACCUUUUUCUCUUGUUCCAUUUGAUUACUCGAGUUUUAACAUUGUUGUGAUGUGAUCUUAAGAAUAGUAUGAGAGUGUCCGACUAUACCUUGAAGAACAUUUUGAAACUAACAAUUUAGCAGCAAUUAAAUCUCACUUACUUAUAGCACAUUGUAGUUUAGCUUUUUUUGAAGAAAUUGUACUUUCUUGAUUCUUGUUGUUGUGGGUUUGUACCCUCAUGGUUGAUGCACUUAUUGUGAGUCGCUUUGGAUAAAAGCUUCAGCUAAAUGAAAUGUAAAGUAAAGAAUGAAUUCUUUGCAGCAUCCUGUGUUUUUUCCAUGCAGCUCAUAUUACUCUAAACCAAUCUUUAAAUGCGAUAUCAUUCUGCUCUCUGAUAUUUUUGAAGUUUGUUGUUUAAAAGUGUACGGCUUCUUAAUGUAACUUUGAUUUCCAUUAAAGACUGUGACUAGAUUCAA